CUGCACGUGACCUGCACCUAUCUGGACAGCUGUCCGACUUCCCCAGUUCCGCACGCUGAGGAAGUUUCUGUCCCCGUACGCGCAUCUUCAACCGCCUUUCAUCCCCGCUUUCUCUUUGCGCGCUUUCAAACGGCUCUUUCGUCAAAAUGGUGUCUCCUCAGGUAACGAACCUCGCCAUCAUCGUGGUGAUGAUGCAGCUGUCGAAGAAGAUUGCCUUUGACGACCCCGAUGUGCUCAUGAUGGUCCGUGGCGUGUACAUCUUGUCCAACGUCAUCAUCUUGAGUCUGUACCUAUACACGCAGUCCAAGAUCACCGCCAAGAAGGACUUGACUACGCUCAAGUAUGUCGAGCCCGCCCCCAUGGGCAGCACCGAGGAGCCCAAGCCGGUGACCACCACCAACAUGGAGUACGACCGAGGACAGCUGCGUACCCUGAUGAAGGGUCAGCUGAUGGGUGUCGGCAUGAUGUGUGUCAUGCACAUCUACUUCAAGUACACCAACCCUCUCCUGAUCCAGUCGAUCCUCCCCCUGAAGAGCGCCCUCGAGUCGAACCUCGUCAAGAUCCACGUCUUUGGCAAGCCCGCCACCGGUGAUCUGGCGCGUCCCUUCAAGGCUGGCAACAGCUUCAUGGGCCAGGGUCAGGUCAAGAGCGACAAGGCCUCGAUCGAGAACGCCGAGAAGAACUACCGGGGUGGUGUCAAGGAGGAGUAAAUGCAGAUGAAAGCGUUCAUUUUUUCUUUCGUUUUCUUCCGGUGUAGGGGACAUGCAGUGGCACUACAAGGGCUUGUCCCUCUGUACUUAUAGAGUUGAAUAUCGGAAAGAGGGGGUUCAGGAAUUUACGCAGGGAAAGGACGACGUCUGAUCUAUUUCAAUCUUGUCUAUAUAUUGAUAAUGGGCGAGGAGACCCGGUUCUCCUUUUUUUAUUUCUUCCCCAUUGCCGACCAUGGCCCAUGGCUUCCGUAAUGGAUGGACGUGUUGGCUUUGAGGUCGGGAUUUGGAGUUGAAAAUGACUUAAGCUAUCAAAGAAAUCUUACCUAAUUUUAAUAUCCA
Messenger RNA from Aspergillus candidus, 1049 nucleotides. Its product is annotated as PHO88 family protein. Gene Ontology annotation, cellular component: mitochondrion; endoplasmic reticulum. The transcript is spliced from 3 exons. Gene Ontology annotation, biological process: protein targeting to ER. The record is from RefSeq and is a predicted model, not a curated record. Lineage: Eukaryota; Fungi; Ascomycota; Eurotiomycetes; Eurotiales; Aspergillaceae. Bases 147 to 710 code for a protein of 187 amino acids.